Molecule: messenger RNA, 3648 nt
Organism: Ictalurus furcatus (blue catfish)
Lineage: Eukaryota; Metazoa; Chordata; Actinopteri; Siluriformes; Ictaluridae
Gene: asb10
Product: ankyrin repeat and SOCS box containing 10
Exons: 5
Coding region: 1726-3030 (434 amino acids)
Biological process (GO): intracellular signal transduction; neuronal action potential; negative regulation of delayed rectifier potassium channel activity
Cellular component (GO): synapse; membrane; axon initial segment
Molecular function (GO): transmembrane transporter binding
Source: RefSeq, a predicted model, not a curated record
AAGACACUGUUUCCCAAAGGCUCGCCGGAUAAACUGGUCAUCAAGCCUGAGGGAGGGGCCAUGCGCUGGGUCGCUGACGGGAAAGUGAGAGGUACUGGGUUUGGCUUAUCUAUCUAUCUAUCGAUCUGUCUGUCUGUCUGUCUGCCUGUCUGUCUGUCUGUUUGUCUGUCUGUCUGUCUGUCUGAGUUCUUUAAGCAGCUGAACUGCAGCUGUUUGGUCGAACUAUAUGCAAUACGAUGUGGUAAUGACAAAAUAACCGAUGACUCAUAUGAAUGCGUUGGGUGAAAGAAACAGCAAAUGGAUGGAUUAAUGGAGGGAAAGUAAAGAAAGAAUGGUGAGGGUGUGGGGGGACAAUAAAAAUGAAAAAAUGGCAAGGAAAACAAAAGAAUGGGAAAAGAGAAAAAUAAACAGAAAUCAUUAGGAGGGAUUAAAGAAGGAAAAGUAAAAAAAAGGAAAGAUAGAACCAAUAAAAUGGAAAAAGAACAAAAUUAACAAAAAGAAAGAAAACAGCAGAUGGAUAUUAAAAAGAAAGACAGAUAAAAUUUUUAGAAAGAAAAGAAAAUGCAUAAAGAAUGUGGAAAAAUUGUGUGAAAGAAAGAACGAAAGGAAAAAUUCUACAGAAAAUAGCAGGAGUAAGGAAGCAAAAGGAAAGGAAGAUAAAUAACUAAAAAAAACAACGAAGAAAAAGGAAAGAAAAGAAUUCAUAUGAAAAUUAAAAAGUAAAAAAAAAACAGAAAGGGAGAAUAGAAAAUGACAGAUGAUAGGAUUAAAGAAUGACAAUGAAAUUAUUUAUAUUAAAAAAAAAAAAACUUUUUAAAACCCCCCCAAAAAGAUUAAACUAAAAAAGUAAAUAAUAAGAAAGAAAACAAGAAAGGAAGAAAAUAAAAAAGAAAAUAAUCGAAGCAAAUGAAUAAACACUGGCAGAAUCUAAGAAAGUAAGAAAACAUCAAAAGGACGGAUCAAAGAAGGAAAAGGAAGAAGACGGGAAACAAGGAGCAAUAAAAAGGAAAAGGAGAAAACUAAACAGAAACAAAUGGUGGACUUAAAGAAAGAAAAAUACAGAUAGGAAAAAAAAGAACACAAAGCACACAAAUGAGUACACAAGGAAAGAAAACAGCAACCGGAGGGAUUAAAGAAAGAAAGAAAGAAAGGAAGUAAGAAAGAAAGAAAGAAAGAAAGAAUGAAAAGAAAAGAAACAAAGCAAAUGAAUAAAUAUAUUCGGAUCAAUGAAAGAAAGCAAGAAGGAAAAAGAAAGAAAGAAACGAGUGAUGAAAGUAGGAAAAGAAGAUAAUCCAAGUACCAUAAUAAAAUAAAGAAUUACAGGAUGGACGAGGGGCGGAGCUGUCAUGAACCCCAUUAACCUGGGGCACACUCUCUUUCUCCACAUAAAUAUUCUGUAAAUAAUGGAUAUUUGGUUUUUGUAGAGCAGUUAGAGCAGUUGGUGCGAGGCUGCAGGACGUGAGUCAUCAUUAAUGUUGGUUAAUAAGUGCACCAGCCUGGUGUGAGGGCACACAAGUCUCAUGUGGUGUGAAUACCACAGCUGCCUCAUGGCUUCUAACGUGUCCAACUGGUUGCAUAACAGCCAUGAAGCCUUAAAAUAGAGCGGUCCAUGCACAACAUUCAAAUCCUACAGAGAUCACUCAGGAUAAACAAACGGUCAAAACAACACCACAACAAGACGCUGGAUCCCGUCUGGUCAUCUGUCCAGCUGCUUCCAUUUAAAUUAUGGGACCAAAGAUUAAGUUCAGGAAGCAGAAGAAAUAUCGCAACGACGUAAUCGCAACCGCGCACGCUUCGGGAGUAGUACUUCAGUUCUGGAACGCUCUCCUUGUUGGCGAUGAGGUCACUGUGAUCAGUAUCGUCGAUGACCCUGAGUACACACACCUUAUGGAUGCGAUAUAUGACACCAGUGACAUCGAGGAGUGGAAGAACUACAGGUUCAACUACAGAGGGUUAAGACUGUGGUCUCUGACCUACGAGCAGGAGCUGACCACCCCUCUGCACAUCACAGCGGGCAGAGGCUUAACCGAUUGCCUCAGGCACCUCCUUCUGAGAGGGGCCAGUGUAGAUUUUACCCCUGGGGGCAGCACUGCAUUGCACGAGGCAUGCCAGGAGUGCCAGACAGACUGCGUUAAACUGCUGCUACAGUAUGGUGCCAACACCAACGCUGUCAACGAGGAUGGACUGAUGCCCCUGCACCUCUGCACUGAGCCAGAGUCACUGGAGUGUGCCAAGCAUAUCAUCCAGUUCGGUGCAGCCAUAAACGGCUGUAGCUUGGAUGCAAACGACACGCCGUUGCAUGUAGCAGCACGUCACGGCCUCCUGGCCCACGUGGAUCUGUACCUGCGGCACGGUGCAGCAGUGGAGUGCCAGAACGACGAAGGACAAACACCACUGAAUGCUGCAUGUUCGUACCCACACGAGCACGCUGCUCUGGAGCGCUAUGCCCAAGUGUGCCAGCGGCUGGUGGAGGCUGGGGCGAAAGUGGUCACGGGUGACGCCGAUAACCGCACUCCUCUGCACAUGGCGUGCAAGAACGCCAACCCCAAGAUAGUGGAGCUACUGCUGCGAAACGGUGCCUCUGUCAAUGACAUGGACUACGGAGGCGAGGCGCCCAUGCAUAAUAUCCUAAAAAUGGUGGCCUAUAAGUUGGAGCAUGAGCCCGAGCGGAUUGUUCAGGAAUUGCUUAACUACGGAUCAAUCAGAGUGUGGCCAGGAGCUCUGCCAAAGGUCCUAAAGUACUGCUGUAUGUCACCACGUACAAUCGAAGUGCUGCUGAAUGCAUAUAGCCGUCUCAAAGUCAAUGAUCGGUGGGUGGAGGCCGUUCCUCCAGACAUGUUCCAGAAACAUCAUGACUUUUACGAGUCUGUGUUUGCCCUGGCCAAUACUCCCCGCUCCCUGCAACAUCUGGCUCGCCACAGGUUACGCACCUAUCUAGAAGGCCGUGUUCACAAAGUGGUGCCCAAUUUAGGCCUGCCCACAUUUCUGAAGCACUACCUGAUGCUGGAGUUUCGAGGCUAUGUUCACUAAGUGCUCACUGAACUAAAAGUGUACCAUCAGCUUUACAAUCAAUAGCAGCGUUUACAUGGACAACAAUAAUCCACUCUUAAUCCGAUUAAGACCAUACUCUAAUUAAGAAACUAGCAUGUAAACAGCAAUUUUUACUUACCUUAAUCUAAUUAAGGUCAUAAUCGAAGUAAGCAAUAAUUGAAUUAAGACAGGUGGAGUACUCCUGUUUUAGUCGCAUUAUGGACGUGUAGUAGUGACAUGUAAACACCUUAAUCACAUUAUGAACGUCGUGUGAGAGUUUUCACCGCAUUUUGCGACAGGACACGAUCACACAUGGCAGCGCAACCGUUUUACGGCGAACAAGAGAGUUCGGCUGCGUCCCAAAUUGCAUACUUUCCUACUAUAGGCCUGUAGUGGGGAAAAAUACAUGUAUCUCGGCUACUACAGUGAGGGAAAAAAGUAUUUGAUCCCCUGCUGAUUUUGUACGUUUGCCCACUGAUAAAGAAAUGAUCAGUCUAUAAUUUUAAUGGUAGUUGUAUUUGAACAGUGAGAGACAGAAUAACAACAAAAAAAUCCAGAAAAACGCAUGUCAAAAAUGUUAUAAAUUAAUUUGCAUUUUAAUGAGGGAAAAAAGUAUUU